AUGACUACUCAGAUACUGAUUGCAUCCAUGGCCGCUGUUGGGUCACUUUAUGGCAUUUCAGUCAUGCCAAUGGGAGUCUUAGAGAUGAUUCACAACGGAGAGUGGCCCUUAGGGGAAAGAUUCUGUCGUGCACGCCAUGCUUGUAAUCAAUUCCUUGGCAUAAACUUCAUGAUCCAUGUCAUGUGUCUGUCUAUCGACCGAUACAUCGCCAUAUGCAAGCCUCUCAAAUACAGAGUGUUGACGUACAGGACAGGAUUAAUUAUGACUGCUGUAACCUGGUUACUGACAAGCCUAACCUUAGUAGAAAAACAAAUCUUUUUAGAGACUCAGGUAGAUGUGAUAGCUCCACAUUACAACGCUUCGUCCCUGAUUAAACCUGACGAUAAUAUCUUAACAGAUAAAAUAUUCGUUCUUGCAAACUAUUUCUUAUGGAAUUCACCGUUCUACGUUUCUUAUCUUCUUAACGGCUUCUUACUUCUUGAAGUUUACCGAUAUCACAAAAGAUCACCGAGAAGUUUAAAAACUAAAAAGUUUGAAAACAGCCAAACACGUAGUAAAGAUUAUAAAUCUAAAAAGAAUAAACCUGCUGACGUUGGCCAAGCUGGUUCCCAGAAACCUGGUUUUUGUCCAGGAGACGGUGCGUCUUGUAGCUCAGUAGCAUACGAUCCUCCUGCAGCAACCGAGGAUAAGAAACAAGAAUCUGCUCAAAUUGUUGCGCCCCGACGAUCAAAAAUGUUCAGAGCUGUUCGCACCGUCGGCUUUAUGAUGAUUUGCUACACGCUAUGCUGGUUGCCGGCGUGGAUUUACAUGGCUUGGUUAUUUGGACAGGGUUUAAGCUUUCCACUGUGGUCUGAGAUUCUGGUGCUGUGGAUCACGUACAGCAACUCUGCGUUAAAUCCAAUGAUCUACUGCACGUACAAGCCAGUUAGCAGGGCUUUUAAGUCCCUUUUCGAGACUUAA
This is a messenger RNA of Lymnaea stagnalis (great pond snail), 960 nucleotides long. NCBI's taxonomy places the organism in Eukaryota, Metazoa, Mollusca, Gastropoda, Lymnaeidae. The record is from the annotation of a GenBank genome assembly.